CAUUGCCGACUCAGCCAUGGCUCGUGGACCCAAGAAGCAUUUGAAGCGUGUUGCAGCCCCCAAGCACUGGAUGCUGGAUAAGCUGACUGGUGUCUUUGCGCCACGUCCAUCCACUGGUCCUCACAAGCUUAGGGAGUGUUUGCCUCUCAUCAUCUUCCUGAGAAACAGGCUGAAGUAUGCUCUGACUGGAGAUGAGGUGAAGAAGAUUUGUAUGCAGCGCUUCAUUAAGAUUGAUGGCAAGGUCCGCACAGACAUUACAUACCCUGCUGGAGUCAUGGAUGUCAUCAGCAUUGACAAGACUGGUGAGCACUUCCGUCUGGUAUAUGACACCAAAGGGAGAUUUGCGGUGCACAGAAUCACAGCUGAAGAGGCAAAGUACAAGCUUUGCAAGGUGAGGAAGACCUGGGUGGGUACAAAAGGAAUUCCUCACUUGGUAACCCAUGAUGCCCGCACAAUCCGUUAUCCUGACCCCCUCAUCAAGGUCAAUGACACUGUUCAGAUUGACCUGGAAACUGGCAAGAUUACAGACUUUAUCAAGUUUGAUACUGGUAACCUCUGCAUAGGUAACUGGAGGUGCUCACUUGGGAUGAAUAGGUGUCAUCACCAACAGGGACAGGCACCCAGGUUCCUUUGAUGUUGUUCAUGUCAAGGAUGCUAAUGGAAACAGCUUUGCCACCAGGCUGUCCAAUAUUUUCGUCAUUGGCAAAGGUAACAAGCCCUGGAUUUCAUUGCCACGUGGAAAGGGUAUUCGUCUAACCAUUGCUGAGGAGAGAGAUAAAAGAUUGGCAGCCAAGCAG
Bufo gargarizans (Asiatic toad) is the source of this 797-nucleotide messenger RNA. Its product is annotated as 40S ribosomal protein S4-like. Gene Ontology annotation, cellular component: ribosome; cytosolic small ribosomal subunit. The record is from RefSeq and is a predicted model, not a curated record. Gene Ontology annotation, biological process: translation. NCBI's taxonomy places the organism in Eukaryota, Metazoa, Chordata, Amphibia, Anura, Bufonidae. Gene Ontology annotation, molecular function: structural constituent of ribosome; RNA binding. The transcript has a single exon. Bases 17 to 634 code for a protein of 205 amino acids.